AUGAACUUCUUAUCCCAGAUUUACACCGACAGUUGUUACAAGAGCUACCUUGAUAAUGAGCCUCCCUUCUUGGUUGCCGUCGUCAGUGGAAAGCGGCUAUGCAUAUCUGAGGGAUUGUCUCGCAUGUCAAAUCAGUCGUCACUCUUUCACAUCAAAUAUUUUCCAGACCUGAGAUCGCUCCCCACGAAGCAAAAGGCUGCAGGUGCACCUCUUCCGAAUGCACUCGGUGUUCUGAAAAGCGACUGGUGCACGAGGCGUUUACAUUCCAGGUUUAGCUGCGUUAUUUUUAGCCUGGAUUGGGAAACGGUGAGCGAUGUCGCAAUGGAUGAGAUUGGGAAUUCCAGCAUGUGGGACCAACUGCUGGCGUGGACACGCACACUGCGAAGCAAAAUUAUUGUCGCACUCGCAACUGAGAAAUGUUCCAAUGAAGGAGAGGAUGUGAAAGAAAAACUAGAAACACUGCAACGAGUACUCAAACAGAGGCUAGGGGAUGAUUUUAAUGAGCUGAUAAUUUUAUUCAAACUAGGGAUGGAAAGGGAGAGCGCGGAACGCCUCUACCAUAUGUUGAAGAAAACAUCAACGGCAUAUCACAUGGAGGAGUUGGCUCGCAUUAGGAACAAGCCACCGGAACCAAAUUACCUUGCAGUGCGAUUGGGGUUCAAGACCGGGUGGCACUCUCUUGUUGUGCGUGAUUUGGGUGCGGCUGUAAAGCAUUUUACCAACGCUUAUAACUGCCUAAGAGAUGUUGCCCCUCCUCAGUCACCGAUGGAAUUGCGCAUGUGCGGCACGGUCAUUAUUAUGCACUUACUGAAUGCUGCCAAAGCUCUGUCCGAUGUUAGCUUUGAGGAUUUAUAUUAUGGUAUGUGUGAGGAUCAUAUCGUAUGGUUGGGACAGAUCACUCCUUCUACUGGUGAGAACUUUACCAUGGUGCAGUUUCUGAAACCGUUGCUUAUUGCUGAGUGCCAUUACUGGUUAGCGAAGAAUACCUGCCAUGCGGUGCCUGUUGCUUCGAUGGGCCAUCUUUGCGCAUGUAUGUUUGCUUAUGAAGAUGCUCUUAAGGUAAAUCGGUCACUUGAGACUUCUGCACAGCAAACUGUGGCGCCUGUUCUGAUUGGUGUGGAGUGCUGCUCAGAGGCGCACGUUAAUAUUUGCUCACUCAGUGGAACCUCGGAUGCUCUCACGAAACGAGUGGGUGAAUUGUUGAGCGAAUGUGCGUCCUUGACCGUGCCGACGGUAGAACUGCUUUACACUUCGGCGCGGCUGAAUGUCAUGCUUCGAAGGACUGAUGAAGCACUGUAUUCACUGGAGAUGUUGUGGGAACACGGUGUUAAGUCGUACGAAGGUGCUAAGGUUAUUCACGGGUUGCUAAUAGAAUUGUCGAAGUCAGUACCCGACGAAUUAGUAGAAAAGUGUUCCAGGGAGGUCACUCUUUCUUACGCCUCCUUGUCCUUUGGACCUGGUGCGGAGGAAAGUCAAAGGCGAUUUCGUGAUUCAUUUGCGAAGAUGAUGUCUAGCUUUUCACUUGACAGUUUUCUUUCAUAUCCGCACAAAGGGUAUUACGCUCCCUUUAACAUCUUCUGCGGUUUCAGUGAGGUACAUGGGGAUGAUUCAAUGCAUGAGUUGGUAAUGGUGUUCCGCACACAUUCCAUUGACAAUGUAAAUGUGGACUCCCUUUGCGUCAAUCUUUCUCGAAUGCGUGAUAACAAAUUGGAUAGUUGGGCCACGCAGACUUCUGUUGAUAGGUCUGUUGAGCUGUGCUCAUGUAACUCCAGUAGCGUUUCUGCUCUUUUCGACUUGAGAGAACCAGGGGUUUAUUAUUGUUCACGCGUUCAGGGCCGUGUGAAAUGUGGCGAUAUCUGCUUGAAUGUAGAGUGGAAUUUUGAUGAUACCUCUGUUGAAAAUAAUAACGUCGGCACCGCCGUCUAUUAG
Messenger RNA from Trypanosoma brucei brucei TREU927, 1929 nucleotides. RefSeq lists its product as hypothetical. Lineage: Eukaryota; Euglenozoa; Kinetoplastea; Trypanosomatida; Trypanosomatidae. The transcript has a single exon. The coding region runs from base 1 to 1929 and encodes 642 amino acids. The record is from RefSeq and is a predicted model, not a curated record.